Molecule: messenger RNA, 795 nt
Organism: Pochonia chlamydosporia 170
Lineage: Eukaryota; Fungi; Ascomycota; Sordariomycetes; Hypocreales; Clavicipitaceae
Exons: 1
Coding region: 1-795 (264 amino acids)
Source: RefSeq, a predicted model, not a curated record
AUGCCUCCACUGCAUACAAAACGCGGCGAUGCAUCAUUGCCAAGUCGAAUUCGGGAUCUCUUUCGCAAAAGGCAGACCGUCGGACAUCAUGAACAGGAUAUACAGGAAAUUUUGAAACGGGACCGCGACAAUCUACUCAAGGAAAUUGAGAGAAUAUUGGACGGUCAAAGGGCAUUAGAGACGCUUACAUCGCUAAGCCAGCUGAAUAUUGCCAGCACUUAUCGCUCUGCCUCAACACAGACGGAGAUGCCUGAAGAAUUAUCUACAUCUGCAACACUAGUGCUUGAGGAUACCGCAAAGGCAGGUCCCAGAUAUACAUCUUCAUCAACACAAGUUGAUCUAGAAGUCGUUAAGAGAAAGCCAUUUGCUAUCAUCACUCAGAUUGCCAGAUCAAGCCAGGGAUCGAGCCCAGAGUCAAGCCCGGAACCACCAAGUUCAAGAUCAAGCUACUCUCCAAGAAGUGUCAGUCCGAUAUCAAAUCCGUCUAGAAAAUCGCAUAAAGAGAACUCCAGUUCCAGCAAGCUAGUCAAGAAUUCUGGUCAUAUUCCCAUACCUAUUGGCGAAAUGAGAAGAUUCCCGUCAUCUUCAUCCCAAAGUAUCCCGAAUACCCCACCGCGCGGGACGGCAGACAACGGCACAAUACGCCGGAAGUGGCACAGUAUUGACAAUGAAACUGGCGUGAUAUGGGCAUGGCGGACAUCCAGAAUACCUUGGAAGGGGGGGAAAACGAUUCUAGUCCGUCUUCCACCUCAUAGUUUUGGAGAAAACCUGCCACGGAUUAAGCGUCAGAGCUAA